AUGGCGGCUGACUCCAUCAUGGCCUCCUCUCCUGUCGCGCUGCUUCCGCUCCUCGUCCUUGCCGUCAUCUGCGCGAUCGUCACGGCUCACGUGGCGGCAGGCGAGCGCGGCGCGGAUCGCCUGAACGCGCGCGCGCGAGUGCGCGGCGCCGGCGGCGCAAGCGGCGAGCCUACUAUGUCUGCCAGAAGCCUCAGAAUCGAGAGCACAGCGGGAAGCAGAAAUGGGAGCACGCGGGUGGGGGUGGGCGUGGGGGUGGGCAGCCCAGGCGGGGCGGUGGAGGCGAGGGUGCAGGUGGGCACGCAGAUCACGGUGUCGGGCGUCAGCCUAGACAUUAAUUUCGACACUCUCCGCUGCUUCACCUUCCCCAAGGCCACGCUCAAGGCGCUCAAGGCGGGGCGGGACGUACAAGUGUGGUGGAACGGGCUCACGGGCGGCAGCAAGAGUGGCAGCAAGGGCGCGGGGAGUACGCGUGGGAAGGAGGCGGGCACGGAGGGGCGGGCGGCGGGUGCGGCGUGCAAGCAGCUGCAGUUCUUUGCCAACCCCGCCUGCAAGGGCAAGGCGCUGGAUGAGGUGCUGAAGCCGCAAUACGCCGGCCUGCGCAAAUUCUUCAACAUACCCAGGUGGGUGAUGGGGGCACGUGGUGAUGGGGGCACGUGGUGA
Messenger RNA from Closterium sp. Naga37s-1, 660 nucleotides. The record is from the annotation of a GenBank genome assembly. NCBI's taxonomy places the organism in Eukaryota, Viridiplantae, Streptophyta, Zygnematophyceae, Desmidiales, Closteriaceae.